Messenger RNA from Cladophialophora psammophila CBS 110553, 378 nucleotides. RefSeq lists its product as uncharacterized. Bases 1 to 378 code for a protein of 125 amino acids. The record is from RefSeq and is a predicted model, not a curated record. NCBI's taxonomy places the organism in Eukaryota, Fungi, Ascomycota, Eurotiomycetes, Chaetothyriales, Herpotrichiellaceae. The transcript has a single exon.
AUGAAGAACGUUUCCCCCGGCGACAUCCUGCGCUUUAACCGGGCCAGCAUCCUAGGUUCACGGGAUUAUACGCUCAAAGCCGGCAGCGCAUCCACCGAAUCGUACGACAAGCGCCGCACGGGAGAACCAAACUAUCUAGACGAGAGAUUGUUCGAGUGCAGGGUCCGAGUCAUGGGAAUCGAGACCGAGCCCAUGACAUUCAAGGAGAAGAAGAAGAGGCGGAAUCGACACAGGAAGAUUGUGCGGAGCAAGCACAAGUACACCUUGUGCCGCGUGAUGCAGGUCCGGGCCAAGGGAUUGGAUGAAUUAAUCCAAGGAGAGAAGGGGAUGGUGUUGCUGGAAGGUCAGGAGAAGGGCAACGCCGACGCCAGUGCUUGA